AUGAUAACCCCCGUCCCUGCCGCCCUCACCACCGUCCGUGGCUUCCAGGGCACCCCCGUCACCUCUGGCGACGAAGACUCCGACUCGGGCGUCUGCGACACGCCGCGUCUCAAUGCCCGCCGCGGCCGCAACCGUCUCGAUGAUGUCGUCAGCGCAAACUGCAGCCCUCUCCUCCGCCCACUGUCGUCGCCUGCCGUAUCCGGCAUCGCCAAGUUGCGCAUGCGAGCCGACCCCCUGAACCUCGACGGCUCGUCGCGCUCCAGCUCCGUCGUCCGCACCGGCUUGCGAAGCGCCAUUCACAGCCGCUCCCACAGCCGCGAUGGCCUGCGCAGCGACGCCGGGAGCGAGAGUUCGGACAAUGCGUCCACCAGCUACGAAGUCAACCUGGAGGAUGACUUUGUUAGUGAAAGCCUGCGCGACCGGUCCCCCUUCAUGGAGCCCCUCGAGGGAGGCUUGAACCCGAAACGCAAGAUGACCUCGGAGGAGUUUGAGUCACUGCGAUGCCUCGGCAAGGGCACCUUUGGCACCGUCCUCCUCGUCAAGCAGCGCGCAACCGGUAGGCUCUAUGCGCAGAAGCAGUUCAAAAAGGCGUCGCUCGUGGUGCACAAGAAGCUGGUAGAGCAGACAAAGACGGAGCGUCAGAUCCUCGAGUCGGUCAACCGGCACCCCUUUGUCGUCAAACUCUUCUACGCCUUCCAGGACCACGAGAAGCUGUAUCUGAUCCUCGAGUACGGGCAGGGUGGCGAGCUGUUUACCCAUCUGAACACGGAGAAGAUGUUCUCGGAGACGGUGACGGCCUUUUACAUGGCCGAGAUGCUGCUGGCCAUUUCUCACCUCCACAACGACCUGGGGGUCGUGUACCGGGACUUGAAGCCGGAAAACUGUCUGCUCGAUGCCGAUGGCCACCUCUUGCUGACGGAUUUUGGCCUCUCCAAGGUGGCGGUGGAACCGUCCGAGGGUUGCAACUCGAUGCUCGGCACCGUCGAGUACAUGGCCCCCGAGGUGAUUCUCGGCAAAAAAUAUGGCAAGGCCGUCGACUGGUGGUCGUUUGGGGCGCUCGGGUACGACCUCAUGACGGGAAACCCUCCCUUUCGCGGGCAGAACCACGCCAAGGUGCAGGACAACAUUGUCAAGCAGAAACUCGUGCUGCCCUACUUUCUCAGCCCCGACGCAAAGGACCUCCUGACGCGACUCCUGCGAAAGGACCCGCACAAGCGCCUCGGGGCGGCCAUGCCCAAGGAUCUGCUCACGCUCAAGAAGCACCGGUUCUUCCGCAAGAUUGACUGGAAGAAGCUCGCGGCGCGCGAGAUGGAGCCUCCGAUUCAGCCCAUGAUUACGGAUCCGGAACUGGCGGAGAACUUCGCACCCGAGUUCACGGAGCUGUCGCUGAGCCCCGUCGUGGCGGGCGGGGAGCCAUGGCCGGCUGGCGCCUAUAGCGGCAAGGACGAUGUCUUUGGGGGCUUCAGUUUCGUGGCGUCGUCGAGCCUCCUCGAGAGCAACGCCUUUCCCAUGGCCAACGGCGCCUGA
Messenger RNA from Hirsutella rhossiliensis, 1527 nucleotides. RefSeq names its product kinase. The coding region runs from base 1 to 1527 and encodes 508 amino acids. The transcript has a single exon. Gene Ontology annotation, biological process: protein phosphorylation. The record is from RefSeq and is a predicted model, not a curated record. Lineage: Eukaryota; Fungi; Ascomycota; Sordariomycetes; Hypocreales; Ophiocordycipitaceae. Gene Ontology annotation, molecular function: ATP binding; protein serine/threonine kinase activity.